UCAUUACAGUUAAUUAAUCAUUUAUUAUUUUCAUUUCACACUAAUGCAUUGUAUUAAGUUAACAUCUUGUUGCUUAUUUCUUAAUUUAAUGCGUUUUUUAGUGUUUACUUAAUGGGAUCUCUUGAAUUUGAACGCUUCAUUUUGAAGUUCCAAAUUUUGUGGACUAUUUAACCUUUAGUUAUUGUCGUGGUGAAUUUCAGUUUAUUUUGAAAUUCAAGAAAAUAUAAAGGAUUUUCUUGACUCACUGGGAUUUAUCUACUCCCCGCAAGUUUUCCUAGUUCCGAGAUUCAGAUUUGGAAACUGGGCUUUUUCCGUCUGUUGUUCUGAAGAAUUUUAAGCUUUUUAGGAAAUUUCGUUGAAAAUUUGUAGAGUAUUGUGCAUUGAAGAAUGGGGCAUUCUUCAGCAGUUUGGGACCAUAGAGCAGCAAUAGAAUUGAUAAAGGACUGGAAUGGAAUCGAUCAGGUGGUGCUUCGGAAUCCUCAGGGGGCGUCAGCACGAGUUAGUUUGCACGGAGGACGGGUGAUCUCUUGGCGGAAUGAUCUAGGUGAAGAACUUCUAUUCUCCAGCAGUAAGGCCAUCUUCAAGUCCCCAAAAGCAAUGCGUGGAGGAAUCUCUAUUUGCUUCCCCCAGUUCGGAAAUUGCAGUUCAAUUGAACAACAAGGUUUUGCUAGGAACAAAAUUUGGACGAUAGAGGAUGAUGCCCCGCCUUUGCUAAAAAAUGAUAUCCGUGGUAAAUCCUUCAUUGACUUGUUACUCAAACCAGGCGAAGAAGAACCGAAGUGUUGGCCUCAUGGUUUUGAACUUCGUCUUCGAGUGUCACUGGCAUCGGAUGGAAACUUGGCAUUGAUAUCUCGCGUUAGGAACAUCAAUGGGAAACCUUUUAGCUUCUUAUUUGGGUACCAUACAUAUUUGUCCCUUUCCGACAUAAGUGAAGUGAGACUAGAAGGUUUGGAGACACUGGACUAUCUAGACAACCUUUGUCAAAGAGAACGCUUUACAGAGCAAGGAGAUGCCUUAACAUUUGAAUCCGAGGUUGAUCGUGUUUAUCUUAGUUCUCCAAAUUGUAUUGCUGUUCUCGACCAUGAAAGGAAGCGAACAUAUGUAAUAAGAAAAGAAGGUCUACCGGAUGUUGUUGUGUGGAAUCCAUGGGAGAAAAAAUCGAAAGCAAUGACAGAUUUUGGCGACGAAGAGUACAAACAGAUGCUUUGUGUUGAUGGAGCCGCAGUCGAGAAAUUGAUCACCUUGAAGCCGGGAGAGGAAUGGACAGGGCGUUUGGAGCUUGCAGCUGUACCCUCAAGUUUUUGCAGUGACUACUUUGAUCCUCAGCUUAAGUAAGAAAAAAUUUACUUCUUGUAUGAUGUGAUUUUAGACGAAAUUAGUGUGUAAUACAUGUGAUUAGGUUGGAUAAUCGGAAAAUCGUUCAAUGCAAUAGUGAAGCCUAUGAUUUUUAUUUAAAUGGCUGCUAUUUUCAGUUUGAACAGAAGAAAUUUGGCCUAAAAAAUGGUUCUUUUCUUCCGUAAUUAUAAGGUUGGAUGGGUGGAGUUUUCGUUGUUUUUCUUUUGGUCUUGUAUUCUUGGGAAUAUUAUCGUUCAGUACCUCGCUGUUGUCUCGUCUCUUUCAGAUAAUCUAACAUUUUGAGGCUGAAAGAUUCUAUAA
This is a messenger RNA of Olea europaea var. sylvestris, 1656 nucleotides long. RefSeq names its product putative glucose-6-phosphate 1-epimerase. The transcript has 9 exons. NCBI's taxonomy places the organism in Eukaryota, Viridiplantae, Streptophyta, Magnoliopsida, Lamiales, Oleaceae. Gene Ontology annotation, biological process: carbohydrate metabolic process. The coding region runs from base 388 to 1335 and encodes 315 amino acids. The record is from RefSeq and is a predicted model, not a curated record. Gene Ontology annotation, molecular function: carbohydrate binding; isomerase activity.